UCGGCACCAUCCCGGGGUUCACCGUGCCCGGGAUGGGGGGCGGGUGGGGCGGGGGCUACGGCGGGCCCGACGGCGGGUACUCGCGCGGCGGCGUGGUGGCCUCCACCACCGUCUGCUCCGAGAAGGGCCCCUGCUACAAGAAGAAGCUGACGUGCCCCAAGAAGUGCUUCUCCUCAUACAGCGGCUCCGGCAAGGGGUACGGCGGCGGCGGCGGCGGGGGCGGCUGCACCGUCGACUGCAAGACCAAGUGCAUCGCCUACUGCUGAAUGCCGAUCGAUCGUACGUACGUACGGGGAGCUCGGCGGCUCCUUGGCUUCCAUGGUCAUCGAUGGCGCCGGUGAGCACCGCAUUAUACAUAGCUAGCAUGCGUGAUAUGCAGAGGAGGCGUGCAUACGACUAUGUGAACGUAUGUUUCUUCCCCGAUGAUUUUAUCAGCUGUAAUAUCGUCGCCUCCUGGGUGUCAGAAUCGCUAUGAACUAUGAACAAAUAAGCAGAGAGAUAUGCAUGACAUGGUACUCUUGGGUCUUGCUGUUUCUUCAAA
Messenger RNA from Triticum aestivum (bread wheat), 541 nucleotides. RefSeq names its product glycine-rich protein 2. The record is from RefSeq and is a predicted model, not a curated record. Lineage: Eukaryota; Viridiplantae; Streptophyta; Magnoliopsida; Poales; Poaceae.